This is a messenger RNA of Leptinotarsa decemlineata (Colorado potato beetle), 1785 nucleotides long. RefSeq names its product integrator complex subunit 10 (gene IntS10). The record is from RefSeq and is a predicted model, not a curated record. Gene Ontology annotation, biological process: snRNA processing. Lineage: Eukaryota; Metazoa; Arthropoda; Insecta; Coleoptera; Chrysomelidae. Gene Ontology annotation, cellular component: integrator complex.
UCAAAUUAACCUUCAUGUAAACGGAAACCACAGAAUGUAAACAAACAAAUUGAAAUAUAUCGAAGCAAUGGAAAUCGACUUGGAAAUAUCAGACGAAGAGUAUGUCAUUCAACGAGCAAAGGCCGCCUUCUCGUCCAACCCCGUGGCUGCGAAGGCAUGGAUGCUCACAGCGAAAACCCUCUACCCCAACAACUUUGGGGUACAGUUCGAAGCAUACCACAUAGAGAAGGACGCAGGGCACGUCAAAGAGGCGGCCAAGUGCUUCAGCGAGCUCAUCACCAAAUUUCAACAACACCCCGAUCUCUGGAAGGAGGUGGAAAAGGUGACCGUGGCCCUGAGGGCAGAAUCAGACACCAACGAUGCCGAAACGCAAUUUCUAUGCGAGAUGUUUCGGCAUAUAUCCUCUGACGUGCAACACAAGCUGUUGCUGUUCACAGCCGAGCACUGCGAAGACACCAUGGAGCACUGUCGGCUACUGCUUCUGCUACUACAGCGGUUCCCCACAGCCAUCUCAAGCAACGGGCCCCGGCUAGUGGAAACGCUCAUCAGCGCAGAAAAACACAGUGUAGACGGUCACUUUCCGGUCAACCCGUACAGAAAACUGUUGGUGUGCGACUUGCUCCCGCUUCUGGGCAACGAAAAAGCCAAAUGUAAGUAUCAAUAGUAAUGUAUAAGUAUUCUUUCAAAACUGCUAUACAAGCUUCUACACAAGGCCAUCGAGUUCUAUCUGUGCUACCUGGGGUUGAGCACCAGCGUUAUCCAGGACACCGAGACCAAAAUCGAAGACCCGUGGGGGAAACUCUUCACCGUAUUCGAAUUCAUCGGCAACCAGCUCAACUGGGAGCCGUACCUCAUCAACUUCACCAGCAACUGGUCCAAAGAGGCCUACUGGCAGAAGAUCAUCAGCUUCUGCCAGAGCAAGACGAAGUCUUAUCCGCUGGAAGAUAAGCAGUUGUUGUUCUGCUUGUCGAUUUACUUUGUCUAUUGCUUGUUCGAGUACAACGCCAGCCUGACGCCCGAGUCAAGCCCCGGCCAGAUCCCUACGACGUAUCUGUUGGUGGAAGCUUUCUCGGACCCGAAUCUGCCCAGUCUGGUGGCUGAACCAAAAACUAAGAAGCGGAAGAGCGAUGUUGAUGGGAGUCAGGUUCCCUGUUUGACGGUCGAAAAACCCGAACUCAAGCACAUACAGAGCAACUUCAUGGUCUGCGUCAACUGCUGGGACCUACUAAACUCUUCCGAUAGCUUGCAGCGCGAGUUCAUAAAACUGAACGGGCACCUCAAGCUGGACCCCCUCCUGGCGGGUUUCGUGAUCGACUACGCCCUAUACAAGGGCCUCUACGAUGAGGCGCUCAUGUUCCUGCACAAGAUAACCGAUAGCUCGCUUCUGCUACAAAGGCACAUGAGGCUCACGAGUGUCCUCUACACCAAGAAGAACUACGCUUCGUGCUUAGAGCCAAUCCUGCUGGCGCUGCCUCUGCUGCCGAGUAAUAAUGUGGGUUGUCUCAGCAGCAGCUUGAUCAUGGGCGGAAGUCAGAAACACCUGCACUAUCUGCCGCUGACCAAGACGGCCGCUCUGCAGUAUCUAGUCAAGGUGUUACUCAGAUGCGUCAAAGAAAACAUGGCGAAGCACAGCUACAGCGAGCUGUCCAUUGGCCAUAUUUUCACCCUGGUCCAGCUCGACUGGCCCCAAGAGGAAGACUUCGUGCCCCCACUUCUGGAGCAGAUCCAGCAACACCGCACGUUCCAGUACCACAACUUCCAAAACUACAUCUUGAAUGUUGACAU